Molecule: messenger RNA, 4957 nt
Organism: Globicephala melas (long-finned pilot whale)
Lineage: Eukaryota; Metazoa; Chordata; Mammalia; Artiodactyla; Delphinidae
Gene: ST6GAL1
Product: ST6 beta-galactoside alpha-2,6-sialyltransferase 1
Biological process (GO): sialylation
Cellular component (GO): Golgi apparatus
Molecular function (GO): beta-galactoside alpha-2,6-sialyltransferase activity
Source: RefSeq, a predicted model, not a curated record
GGCUGCGGUGGGCGGCGGCGCGGCCCGAGCCCCCCGGGAGGAGUGGAGCGAAGGGGCACAGGAUGGGAGCGGAGCGGCGGGGUCCGGGGCGCGCCUAGGGCGCAGGGAAUCGGUGUCCAGCACCCCUCAGACGCCUUGGCCGCGCUGACCGGCCACUCUUUGGCUGCGGGUGUCUGUGGAUUAAUCCGGGCGGAGGGGCCGCCCUGGCUUCUCCCAGGCUCCACUAGCCUGCGGACCCACAACAAACCCACGUGCGCGCGGCCGCGGGGAACCCCGCUUUCUCCACUGCACCGUCAGCAUGGGAGGGGGAUGCCUUGCAGAGUCCAGAUUCCUUCACAUCUCGCCUGCCGGAUUUACAGACGGAGAAACUGAGGCCCGCGGCGGGGAUGGGGGCACAGGUACCAUAACAAAUGCACGUGCGCCCUGUGCUGGGAGCGUGGCACGCCGCUAGCCCUUAGGAGCCGCCCUGCGCAACCCGGCCAUUGUCUCAGCUGCCGGGGAGGGAGCGGCGCUGGGGGCGUCACUUGCUGGAGGAAGACGACAGACCCGUUUAAAAGGCAGAGUAGAGUGAACUGUGUAGAGAUCUGCAAAGAGCAGCUUAGAGAGAAGCAGUGAAGUCCUGGACCGCAGCUGAAAUGAACUGGUCCACUUGAACCUGCCCAAGCCCUGGGGCAAGGCCUCUGUCCCAGCGCUGAGCCUGGGUCUGGAACAGCUGGGGCAGCAGGAAUGAAGGCCCCUUUGUCUUCAGGGCUCUGAUGUGGCAGGAUUUCCCCCUCCCUCCCAUUAACCUGGCAGCCGGGCUGGUCCUCAGAUGCUUUUUGAUCAUCCUGAGAAAAAUGAGCCUUGGCCUCCAGACCCAAUAAAGCAAACAUUCCUCCCAUGGGGAAUAGUGCUGGCUCCUGAGGACCUGGAGGGCCUGCAGCCCCAGGGGGAUUAGCCAGAAGCAGGCCUGUUUUCCUGCUCGGGACAGCGUGGCUUCCUUGAACAUGUCUUUCGUUAUGAUUCACACUAACUUGAAGAAAAAAUUCAGCUGCUGUGUGCUGGUCUUUCUCCUGUUUGCAAUCAUCUGUGUAUGGAAGGAAAAGAAGAAAGGGAGUUACUAUGAGUCCCUUAAACUGCAAACCAAGGAAUUCCAGGUGUUGAGGUCUGGUUCCCAGUCUGUGUCUUCAAGCGGCACCCACAACCCCCAGAGGGGCAGCCAGGCCCUCAGUGGUCCCAAGGCCAAGCCGGAGGCUACCUUCCAGGUGUGGAACAAGGACAGCUCCACCAAAAACCUUAUCCCCAGGCUGCAAAAGAUCUGGAAGAAUUAUCUGAGCAUGAACAAGUACAAAGUGUCCUACAAGGGGCCAGGGCCUGGUGUUAAGUUCAGUGCGGAGGCCCUGCUUUGCCACCUUCGGGACCACGUGAACGUUUCAAUGGUAGAGGCCACAGAUUUUCCCUUCAACACCUCUGAAUGGGAGGGUUACCUGCCUAAGGAGAACAUUAGGACCAAGGCUGGGCCGUGGGGCAGGUGUGCUGUCGUCUCAUCAGCGGGAUCUCUGAAGUCCUCCCAACUGGGUCAAGAAAUAGAUGAUCACGAUGCAGUCCUGAGGUUUAAUGGGGCACCCACAGCCAACUUCCAACAAGAUGUGGGCACGAGAACCACCAUUCGCCUGAUGAACUCUCAGGCCUCCACUUCCCUGUUUCUCCCAGCAAUCUCUUCACUGCCUGACCUUCAGGAACUCACCACCUGGGCAGAAGCUGCUUCCUGCAUGGCCUGCUUUCCAUCUGAGGCCCACAGUCCUAGGAACCUUUUCGUGAUGGGACUUAACUCCUUUGCAAGAGGCCACCAUCUUGUUUUCGAUUCUUCUAAUCCUUCUGUUAUUAUUUGGUUGGUCACCACAGAAGGGCGCUUCCUCAAAGACAGUUUGUACAAUGAAGGAAUCCUAAUUGUAUGGGACCCGUCUGUUUACCAUUCAGAUAUCCCAAAGUGGUACAAGAAUCCCGACUACAGUUUCUUCGAUAGCUUCAAGAGUUAUCGUAAGCUUCAUCCUGAUCAGCCCUUUUACAUCCUCAAGCCCCAGAUGCCUUGGGAGCUGUGGGACGUCAUUCAAGAAAUCUCCCCCGAGCAGAUUCAGCCAAACCCUCCCUCUUCUGGGAUGCUCGGCAUCAUCAUCAUGAUGACGCUGUGUGACCAGGUGGACAUUUACGAGUUUCUUCCAUCCAAGCGCAAGACCGACGUGUGCUACUACUAUCAGAAGUUCUUCGACAGCGCCUGCACGAUGGGCGCCUACCACCCGCUCCUCUUCGAGAAGAACAUGGUGAAGCACCUCAACCGGGGCACGGACGACGACAUUUACCUGCUUGGAAAAGCCACGCUGCCUGGCUUCCGAAGCAUUCGCUGCGGAGCGUAAGCUGCCCGGCCAGGCCCCCCACCCUUCUCCAUCGGGCAUUUUACAGCUGGUCUCCUGGCCGCCCUGGGCCCAGGAAGGCUGUUCCUGAGUGAUCACCGCCUGCAGUCCAGGUAGCAAGAACCUUCAGGAAUCCAAGGGCAGGGACCCAGGCCCAGCCUGCCCUUUUGUCGUGGGGCUGUGUGAAUCGAGAGCUUCCCACCACACUCACGUACACACGCCUAGGAUUCCUUCCAGUCAGAGUCUUCUCUGCCCCUCCCCCGCACAGGUAAAUGCGAGAUCCACCUUUCCCAGCAGGGCUGCCAAAGCUGGGCUGCUUUCCCCACUGGAAUGGUGUUAUUCUUGCAAACCAGUGCUCUGUCACGCUUGAAAUCUACACCUAGACACUGAUUUCAUGUUUUAAACAAACUCUCCCAUAUUAUGAUUGUGCCCAUUACAAGGUGCCUCUGAGGGGCAAGUAAGUGUCACAAGGCAUAGGAAACACAGUCAGUUCCUCCAGAACUACUAAGCUGCUCCUAAGGUCCACGCCCUGGGAGAGGCAGUGUUCCUAUCACUCCGCUGGUCUGGCGGCCCUUGGCCUUGGUGCUGGUGAGCAAAGGGUCUUGAUGCACCCACAGCCCUCUCCAUGUGUGAGGAGAUGAGAGUACAGAAAAGAAGGUACAGUCUCCAUCCUCAAGUUGCUUACAGCUCAGUGCGAGUGACUGAAUGGAUUCGGCGUGCUCAGUGCCCUGGGGGCUUGCAGGGUGGUGGGCUUGCUGUGCUGCCAUCUUUGCACCAGCAGGGGCCACACACUUCCUGUGUCAGUGGGUCAUAGAGGGCUUCAUGGAGCUGGGGGCUGUGGAGUGGAUUUUAGAAGAGGAAGAACAUGUCAAGCAGAUUCUGUCCGAGUCAUCUGAGAUGUGUUUUCCUUUCUGCCUUUAUUACCCAUAUUUAUCCGCUAAGAUCUGCCUGAAUUUACAUGAGCUUCAAGUUAGUUUUUGAGGAAGCCCCUCCCUCAUGUCUGAGGCAGCAAGUGCAGCCCCGUGACAGAUGCCAGGCAAGCCAGAUGCCAAAAGCCCUAUCUCCCCAGGCUCGCCUGCUCUGAGCCUAGCCUACCCGCUGGGCGUGCACACCAUAUCCAGGUCUUCCUGUUGGAUGCCUACCCCCACACCUCCUCCUGCAAUCUUGUUUUUCCCUUUACUCUUCCUCCUCCAAAAUUACUUUUAAGCAUUUUCCACUUUAAGAUACCCGCACCCAUUUUUUUUUUUUUUUUUUUUUUUGGACAUACACGGGCCUUUUGUGAAAGGUCUCUCAGGGACUGGGAAUGGGGUUUCCUAGGACUUAAAAGUAGCUCUCAGAGGUCAGAACCCUGGAGAUCAUGACUGAUUCUCACCAGGUGUAUCAGAUUGCUGUACCCUCCACCCCUCCCUGCAAGGGAGCAACACCAGAGUCUCCAGGCAGAGGCCUACCCACUGUGGUCUGUCUACUCACUCCCUGGACCAUUGUGCUAAGUCCCCUCCCCCGAUGGGGAGCCACACUGGACUGGACCAGGCUUCUGGACUCCCAAAGCUAGCCCUGUGUGCUCAAGGGCCUCGAAUGUUUGAGCUCCAGACCAGCUGUUUUGGAGCUGGAAUCCUCGUUCGCUGCCAAACCACUGGCUUGAGGAGGCAGUAGAAAGAGCUCUGGAGUGAGAAGCCCUGGGUUUUCAAAGUGAUGUUCCCCUAUUACUCGAUAUGCCACCAUGGGCAAAUUCUCCUCUCUGAGCCUCUGUUUCCACAUCUGUAAAAUGGGUGAUAAGCCUGCUUCACAGGUGCUGUGACGGUUACCUGGCAUAUUGUAGGUGCUCAGUACAUGCUGCAUUCCUCCCUUCCUUUACUAAGGACCUUCUCUGUGCUCACAUCUGGGCAUGACCCUGCUUUGAAGGCCAGAGAGGGGGCCUUGUCCUGAGGGAAGUUAAUGUCCUAUUGGGAGACUACACCUACCCUGCUUAGAACACCCUGGAAACCAUCCGAGGGAGUGGAGGGUGCAGAACGUGCCCCUCCUCCUCCCUGCCUGCAGCUUAGGCCUGAUCUGCUCGGGGAUGGGCAGAGCACUGGGGCCACUGGCUGCUGUGCAACAUGAGUCUUUUCCAUGUCUCUGGGCCCAUGAAUUCCUCACAAUCUCUGAAUCAUGAGCACUGAGUGCAGAGGAAGGUGGCAUUCCAUCAUCAGGAGAGAGAUGUUGGUGUGGACACUAAGACUACACUGGGUAGAUGCUAGCUUUUAGUUGUUGUUAUUAAGGGAUCAAGUUAAUUUCACUCUGUGCUUUCUCUACAUGGAAACUGGUAGAAUGCAAAUAAGAUGUGGAUAUUAUCAUUAGUCUGAUAAGAUGUUUAAUAUUUGUGACAGGUAAUUUAAAAAUUAUGACCGAGUCCUGUAGGAAAGCCACUGUCUCUAAGGUGUUCUGUUUUCUUCAGUAGCCAUCUGUUCAUUCUAUACCAUGAGGUCCUGGAAUCCUUCCAUCAAUCAGAUAAGCUAUUGAUAUUGGUUUGGAGUUGAGACGUCAGUCUCAGAAACUUCUGAAUCAUGACUAAGCUAAUUCUGAAUUAC